Messenger RNA from Neurospora tetrasperma FGSC 2508, 813 nucleotides. RefSeq lists its product as uncharacterized. NCBI's taxonomy places the organism in Eukaryota, Fungi, Ascomycota, Sordariomycetes, Sordariales, Sordariaceae. Gene Ontology annotation, cellular component: mRNA cleavage factor complex. Gene Ontology annotation, molecular function: mRNA binding. Bases 19 to 813 code for a protein of 264 amino acids. The transcript is spliced from 2 exons. The record is from RefSeq and is a predicted model, not a curated record.
AACGCAACAAACGGCGAAAUGUCUACAAUAACCUCCAACGCUCUCCAGAGCUCGGUGCCACCGACCAUUCCCCUACCCUUCAACGCCAACCAGCCCGAGACGAUCCGCCUCUACCCGCUAUCAAAUUACACAUUCGGCGUCAAGGAGACGCAACCGGAGGAGGACCCGAGCGUGCUGGCGCGCCUGAAGCGACUCGAGGAGCACUACAACGCGCACGGCAUGCGGCGCACGUGCGAGGGCAUCCUGGUGUGCCACGAGCACAACCACCCGCACAUCCUGAUGCUGCAGAUCGCCAACGCCUUCUUCAAGCUACCAGGCGACUAUCUGCGGCCGGAGGACGAUGAGAUCGAAGGGUUCAAGCAGCGGCUGGACGAGCGUUUGGCGCCCGUGGGCAGCCUCGGCGAGGGCGAGAAGGCGGGUGACUGGCAGGUGGGCGACUGCCUUGCGCAGUGGUGGAGGCCCAACUUUGAGACGUUCAUGUACCCCUUUGUACCGGCCCAUGUGACGAGACCGAAGGAGUGCAAGAAGCUUUACUUUAUUCAGUUACCCAAGUCGAAGGUCCUCAGCGUGCCGAAGAACAUGAAGCUACUGGCUGUCCCCCUUUUCGAGUUAUACGACAACACCGCUAGAUACGGCCCACAACUUUCCGCCAUCCCCCAUCUUCUCAGCCGCUACAACUUUGAGUUCGUCGACGAGAACGGCGAGGUGGUGGCUGUUACUCCGGGCGAUGGAGACGGCUAUGUGCCCAAGACCAAGAUCCUUGCGAGUGGUGAUGAUGUGGAUAUGAAGACGGAAGAAGGCAACGGUCCUUAG